AUGGAUCAGGAGUCCGGACACGUCACGAGCCUGGUCCCCGAGCAGCGAGACGGAGCCGUACUAAAUAUGAAAGCUGUUAAACUGUCAGCGCGGCUCCAUCGGCGUGUUGUACAACAUGAGGUCACGGGAAACACGAGCAGAGAGCUUUACCGCCUCUCACCAGAGCGCCGAGCAGCAGAGGGACAGGGAUCAGGCCUAGAUCAGUCGGGAUCAGCUGGGGAGGACCAGGGGGAGGACCAGGGGGAGGACCAGGGGGAGGACCAGGGGGAGGAUCAGGGGGAGGACCGGGGGGAGGACCGGCGAAAAGUGAAGACCGAUAUCCUCUCUCUCCCGAUGGAACGGCUUUGUUUGGGUGAUGAAAAUGAGCAAGGCAGACGCCCAGGACUCUGCUGCUGCUCCCUGCUGCUGCUGUGUUGUUACUGCUGUUACUCCUUCUGCUGCUGCUGUUACUCCUCCUGUUGCUCCUUCUGCUGCAGCUGUUACUCCUCCUGUUACUCCUCCUGUUGCUCCUUCUGCUGCUGCUCCUUCUGCUACAUGUCUUCAGAGAUGCAGAGCCCACUGUUCUAA
Knipowitschia caucasica is the source of this 567-nucleotide messenger RNA. The record is from the annotation of a GenBank genome assembly. NCBI's taxonomy places the organism in Eukaryota, Metazoa, Chordata, Actinopteri, Gobiiformes, Gobiidae.